Messenger RNA from Daphnia pulicaria, 678 nucleotides. RefSeq names its product cobalamin trafficking protein CblD-like. Gene Ontology annotation, biological process: cobalamin metabolic process. Bases 115 to 663 code for a protein of 182 amino acids. The record is from RefSeq and is a predicted model, not a curated record. NCBI's taxonomy places the organism in Eukaryota, Metazoa, Arthropoda, Branchiopoda, Diplostraca, Daphniidae. Gene Ontology annotation, cellular component: mitochondrion. The transcript is spliced from 3 exons.
AAGCAAAAACACUUUAUCAGCUGUGCUACGUAAUGUUGUGCUUGAACGAAAACAAUUUUGUACAAAAAAACUUGUUUGUUUCGAAAGUAAAAUUCCACAUACCAAAUUACCAACAUGGCUUCGAGACUACUGUCCCGGCGUUAUUUCAUCAUCUCUGGAAAAGAUUUGAAAUCUUAUGCCAAAGCUCUGCAUCAGCCUCAUGGGAAACAUUUUUCAUCCCAAGGAAGUGGUGAUAAACGCCAUCCACAUGCAAUUGUACUUCUAGAUGAAAAUGCUGAUGGUACAACAGUGUGGCCAGAUCCAAGUUUAGGAUUACUAGGUCCAAAAGAUUUGAGAAUGCCCUUGCCUGGUAAUGUUGGAUUUUCUCAUCGUAUUUCUCCUUCUGUAUCACCAGCUACUGUCCAAAGCAUAAAAAAGACAUGGCAGGAUACAGAACUGUUUUCCACAUUAACUAAUUACGAGAGGCAGUAUCAGGUUGUAAAACAGUCAGCUCAAGAAGAUCUUGAUGAACUUAAUUCAAGAGAAAUAGAAGAACUUUUAUUGAGACUGCGAUGCCUAGUCGUUGUUUCCCAAAAAGUGAAAACCCCCAAAUCUGGCUUUUUUGAGUUUGGACUUGUUGUUAAAAAUAGACUGGUUCGUGUCCAGAUUCAAAAGUAUAUUUAGAUACCAAGAUAAUUG